Cygnus atratus (black swan) is the source of this 3625-nucleotide messenger RNA. It is a transcript of the gene CACNA2D1, whose product is annotated as calcium voltage-gated channel auxiliary subunit alpha2delta 1. Lineage: Eukaryota; Metazoa; Chordata; Aves; Anseriformes; Anatidae. Gene Ontology annotation, cellular component: L-type voltage-gated calcium channel complex. The transcript has 38 exons. The coding region runs from base 12 to 3260 and encodes 1082 amino acids. Gene Ontology annotation, molecular function: voltage-gated calcium channel activity. The record is from RefSeq and is a predicted model, not a curated record.
CGAUCAGGAAGAUGGCUGCUGGCUGGCUGCUGGUCUUUAGCCUGACACUUUUCCAGUCCCUGGUGAUGAACCACUCCUCGGAGGGACCCUUCCCUUCGCCCACCACGAUAAAAUCAUGGGUAGAUAAGAUGCAAGAAGACCUCGUAACUUUGGCACGAACUGCAAGUGGAGUGGACCAGCUUGCUGCGAUAUAUUUGAAAUACAGAGAUUUGUAUACUGUAGAAGCCAACAACCCUCGUCAGCUAGUGGAAAUUGCAGCCAGAGACAUUGAAAAACUACUGAGUAACAGGUCCAAGGCCUUGGUGCGCCUCGCUAAAGAAGCAGAGAAGUAUCAAGCAUCUCAUCAGUGGAGGGAUGAGUUUGGGAAUAAUGAUAUAAUCUAUUACAAUGCAAAAGAUGAUCAGAAUGAUCCUGAAAAGAAUGACACUGAAUCUGGCAGCCAGAGAAUCAGACCAGUAUUUGAAGAAGAUCCUGUUUUCCGACGGCAAACGUCUUACCAACAUGCAGCAGUCCACAUACCAACAGAUAUUUAUGAAGGCUCAACAAUCGUGUUAAAUGAACUCAACUGGACUGCUGCGUUGGAUGAUGUGUUCAAGCGGAACAGGGAAGAAGACCCCACUUUACUAUGGCAGGUCUUUGGUAGUGCAACUGGCCUCGCUAGGUAUUACCCAGCUUCCCCAUGGGUAGAUAAAAGUCGAACUCCAAACAAAAUAGAUCUGUAUGAUGUUCGCAGAAGACCAUGGUAUAUCCAAGGAGCUGCAUCUCCCAAAGAUAUGCUUAUUUUAGUUGAUGCGAGUGGAAGUGUCAGUGGAUUGACAUUGAAGCUGAUCCGCACCUCGGUCAUUGAGAUGUUAGAGACGUUGUCUGACGAUGACUUUGUGAAUGUAGUUUCAUUUAACAAUAACGCUCAGAACGUCAGUUGCUUUAAUCAUCUUGUCCAAGCUAAUGUGAGGAACAAGAAGAAGCUGAAAGAAGCUGUCUAUAAAAUCUCUGCUAAAGGAAUUACUGAUUACAAAAAAGGCUUUAGCUAUGCUUUUGAACAGCUGCUAAACCACAGUGUUUCUAGAGCUAACUGCAAUAAAAUUAUUAUGCUGUUUACGGAUGGUGGUGAAGAAAGAGCACAAGAGAUUUUCCAUAAAUAUAAUGAAGACAAAAAAGUACGUGUGUUCACAUUUUCUGUUGGUCAACAUAAUUAUGAUAAAGGACCUAUACAGUGGAUGGCCUGUGAAAAUAAAGGUUAUUAUUAUGAAAUUCCAUCCAUUGGAGCCAUAAGAAUAAACACACAGGAAUAUCUGGAUGUUUUGGGAAGACCAAUGGUUUUAGCUGGAGAGAAAGCCAAACAGGUCCAAUGGACAAAUGUCUACCUGGAUGCUCUGGAGCUGGGCCUUGUGAUAACAGGAACUCUGCCUGUCUUCAAUCUAACAAAGGAACAAAAUGGGAAAAUAAAUCAGCUGAUUCUUGGAGUAAUGGGGGUUGAUGUCUCUCUGGAGGACAUAAAAAAACUGACACCUCGCUUUACGCUUUGUCCAAAUGGAUAUUAUUUUGCAAUUGAUCCUAAUGGGUAUGUGCUACUUCAUCCAAAUCUCCAACCAAAGAAUCCAAAAUCCCAGGAGCCAGUUACGCUGGAUUUCCUAGAUGCUGAAUUGGAAAAUGAUAUUAAAGUUGAGAUUCGAAAGAAAAUGAUAGAUGGAGAAAGUGGAGAAAAAACAUUUGAAACACUGGUCAAGUCCCAAGAUGAGAGAUACAUUGAUAAAGGAAACAGAACAUACACAUGGACUGCUGUGAAUGGCACUGAUUACAGUUUGGCAUUGGUGUUACCAUCAUACAGCUUUUAUUAUAUUAAAGCCAAAAUAGAUGAACCAUUAAUUCAAGCCAGAUAUUCAGAAACACUGAAGCUUGAUCAUUUUGAUGAAGUUGGCUAUACUUUUUUAGCACCAAGAGAAUACUGUAGUGAUGUAAAGAAAUCAGAAAACAACACUGAAUUUUUAUUAAAUUUCAAUGAGUUUAUUGAUAGAAAUACUCCAAACAGUCCGUCAUGUAAUACUGAUAUGGUCAUUAGAGUUUUGCUGGAUGCAGGAUUUACAACUGAACUUGCCCAAAAUUAUUGGAGUAAGCUGUAUCUGGAUGGAGUUGCUGCACAAUUUGUUGUUACAGAUGGUGGAAUUACCAGAGUGUUUCCCAAAAGGGCAGGAGAAGAUUGGUUGGAAAAUGCUGAAACUUACGAAGUCAGCUUCUAUAAACGAAGUUUAGAUAAUGACAACUACAUUUUCACAGCUCCGUACUACAACAAAAGUGGUGCCAAUAGCUAUGAAACAGGCAUUAUGGUAAGCAAGGCUGUGGAAAUAACAAUUAACGGGAAACUUCUGAAACCUGCAGUUGUUGGAAUAAAAAUUGAUGCAACCAGAUGGAUGGAAAAUUUCACAAAAACCACAAUCAAGAGCCUGUGCAACAGUGAAAUCUGUGGCUGUGAAAGAAACAGUAUGCAUGUGGAUUGUGUUAUCCUUGAUGACGGUGGAUUUCUUUUGAUGUCAAAUCGAGAUGAAUAUACUCAACAGAUUGGAAGAUUCUUUGGUGAAAUUGACCCUGGCCUGAUGCGAAACCUAAUUAAUAUGUCCCUCUAUGCCUUUAACAAGUCGUAUGACUAUCAAUCGGUCUGUGAUCCUGAAGAAGAACCAAAGCAAGGAGCUGGAAUUCGUUCAGCAUAUGUGCCUACAAUAACAGAUAUCUUGCAUCUAGGAUGGUGGGCUUCGGCAGCUGCCUGGUCUAUCUUACAGCAGCUGUUUUUGAGCUUGACUUUCCCACGUUUCCUUGAGGCAGCUGAUAUGGAAGAUGAUGAUUUCUCUGCUGCCCUGCCUAAAACAAGUUGUAUCACUGAGCAAACUCAGUAUUUCUUUGAGAAUGAUGAUAAAUCUUUUAUUGGCAUUGUAGACUGUAUAAACUGUUCAAGACUUUAUCAUGCAGAGAAGAUUUCAAACACCAACCUAGUAUUCAUUAUUAGUGACAGCCAACUGCUGUGCCGCUCCUGUGAUCCAAAACCACUGAUGCAAGCAGAGAAGCCGGAUGAAGGGCCAAAUCCUUGUGAAAUGGUCAAACAGCCUAGGUACAGAAAAGGUCCUGAUGUCUGUUUUGAUGAAGCUAAACAGGAAGAUUCAGCCGACUGCGGUGGUGUCUCUGGUCUGAGUCCAUCACUGUGGUCUAUGGUAGGAAUUCAGUUGGUCCUGCUUUGGCUGUCAUCUGGCAGCAGACACUGUCAGUUAUGACCUUGCUAAACCAAAACCUGCAUAACUUAAUCAAGACCCGGCCAAAACGAUAGCCUCAAUUUCAUUUUAAAAAGGGUCAGCUAUUCGGACAGCAGCAGAACAGCAAUGCUCAUGUCUGGUUAUCACGCGUUGUGAGACUCAUAAAGGCACCUGCAGUGGCUGCAUGUUGGAGUGUCAGAUCCUUAAACGUGUGUGAAUGCUGCAUCAUCUAUGCCAUCUGAACAGAAUUCUGUAUGUGCUUCAUUGGGGAAUCUAAGGGUUUUUUUUCGUUUGUUUGUUGUUGUAAUCUUGAUGACUUAAUGUAAAAGGGCUCCCCUGAAAAUAGCGUAUGUACAUGAUUUUCUUUUAAGCUUUGAAUUUCUUGA